Acanthosepion pharaonis is the source of this 1095-nucleotide messenger RNA. NCBI's taxonomy places the organism in Eukaryota, Metazoa, Mollusca, Cephalopoda, Sepiida, Sepiidae. The record is from the annotation of a GenBank genome assembly.
AUGGCGGUUGAUACGUUUCUUUCUUUCGUUCUUUCAGCUGACAAUUUGAUAAUGAAUAUAACGCCUCUGUGUGUCCGCUUCCAUUUGUCAAUUAUUGAAGGAAUUAUCAUUCAAGAAGUUAUCGGCUUCUUGUUUUAUUCACAUCUAUCUUUUCUUUCUACAUAUCUUUCUUUUUUUCUUUAUAUUUCUAUUUCCCUUGCACAUCUGUUUUUGUUCAUUUUGCAGUUGUUGUGGAUCUUGUUUUCAUUCAUUCUAUUUUCUUUCUAUUUCCUUCUUUCUUUUGCUUCGAUUUUCUCUUUCUUCUCGUUCUUAAUUAUCUUCGUUUCAUUCAUCGAUAAUUCGUUUAUUUUCUUCUCCCAACAUAGUUUUAUCCAGUUUCAUUCAUUCAGACUUCUUUUUACAUUUAUUCUUCCCUAUUUUUCUUCUUUCUCUAUUCUACUAAUUUUUCAUCAAGUUUCAUUCAUCAAUAUUUUCCGUCUUUCUUUUCUUUGCCUUCUUUUCUUCUUCCUCCAAUUCUUCAUCAAGUUUCAUUCAUUAGCAUUUCUUUCACUCUUUUUUGCCUUCUUUACUACUUCCUCUAAUUUUUCAUCAAGUUUCAUUCAUCAAUAUUUUCCGUCUUUCUUUUCUUUGCCUUCUUUUCUUCUUCUUACAAUUCUUCAUCACAUUAACAUUCAUCUGCAUUUCUUUUAUUCUUUCUUUACCUUCUUCUUUUCAUCCUUCAGUUUUAUUUAUCAGUAUAUCUUUGACAAUUUCUUUUAUUUGGCUUCUUUUUCCUUUUUUAUACUCUUCUUUCAUACAGUUUCAUUCUUCUAUAUUUCUUGCCCUGUUUUUCGUAUCUAUCGAAUUUUUACUUGUGCCAUUUUUCCCUCUCCUCGUUCCAUCUAUUUGUCCUUCCAACAAUUGAAAAAAUUCUUUCUUUCUUUUUUUUUUUUCUUCUUUCUUUUUUGGUUACAUUUGUCCUUCCAACAACUUUCUCCAUUCUUUAGUCUUUUUCAUUUUUUUCUUGUUCUUCUUAGAUUUGUCCUUCCAACAAUUGAUUAUUUCAUUCUUUUUUUUUCUUUCUUUCUUUUCUUUUUUUGUCCUUCCAAAUGGUGA